UGGCCCCGGUGUCUGGGCGUGGCCGGGCCAGCGGAACGGGCCGGGGCGCCGGGCGCAGCCAUGUCCUUCUGCUCCUUCCUGGGGGGAGAGGUGUUCAAGGACCACUUCCAGCCGGGUAUUUACGUGUGUGCCAAGUGUGGCCAUGAGCUCUUCUCCAGCCGGGCCAAGUACGAGCACUCGUCCCCGUGGCCGGCGUUCACCGAGACCCUGCGCGGGGACAGCGUGGCCAAGCGCCAGGAGCGCCCGGGGGCUUUAAAGGUGACCUGCGGCAAGUGUGGCAACGGGCUGGGCCACGAGUUCCUCAACGACGGCCCCAGGAGGGGCCAGUCCCGCUUCUGAAUAUUCAGCAGCUCGCUGAAGUUCGUCCCGAAAGGUAAAGCUGACAACGACCUGAAGGAGAAGUAAGCGAGCUGCUGCACCCGGCACUGCCCUGGGCUGAUCCUGCCUUCGCUCCUUGGCGUGCACUGUCCUGCCAAGGGGCCCCACAGCAGGAAGAACCCCAAGGAAGCUCCUGGUUCAAGUUUUCCCCUGACUGCCCCCUGAUUUCCUGGUCACGGUUUCCCCUGUUUUCCCUGGCCCAGUUUCCCCCUGGUUUCCCUGUCACGGCUCUCUCCUGGUUUCCCUGGUCCAGUCCCAACUUGGGGCUCUUCCAGCUCCAUCCAAGGAGCUGCUGUGCCUGUGCUGAGCUCUCAGUUUGCUGCUGACAGUGUCCAGAUCCCAGGCAGGCACCGAUGCAAUCCAGGCUGGCUCCGCUGGCACUUCCAGGGAAUAACGCGGGAUUAGCCGAGCUCGGGGUCGGGGUUAAUCCCUGGAGCUAUUCUGGGCUGGGAUCAUGGUAUGAACUGCCCUAUAUAAACCCUUCCAGAGUGCUGGGGCAGCGAUGUUUUAUGUUCCCCCCGGGCAGCAUCCAGGUGUUUUCCCUCUGUGCCCACCUCCCUUCCACGCCGGCGCCCCGGGCUCUGCCCUGGCCUUACACCUGAUCUGCACUGUGCAAUAAAUCCCAGGGACGCUCCUCUGAGCUGCAGCCACGCUGAUUCUCCUUAAUUCCACGCCUGAUCCGUGGCCUUCCCUCCCUGCCCCAGGUGCCAGACCCUCCUCUGGAAGGAUCUUUGGAGAGGGGAAGGGCUGCCGCUGACCCGUGGGGUUUAGAGGGGUGCAGCUGCACUCGGGGCCGUGUUGGGGCCUUUUCCUUCCACGUGCUUUGCCUCGAUCCCACGGAUCCGAGGGCGCCGGGGGGAAGUUUGCCACGCCGGCUCCUGGAGCUCCCUGCUGGUCUGGUACCUCUCCAUGCUGAAAAUAAAGCACUGAUUCACUGUG
This is a messenger RNA of Hirundo rustica (Barn swallow), 1317 nucleotides long. It is a transcript of the gene MSRB1, whose product is annotated as methionine sulfoxide reductase B1. Lineage: Eukaryota; Metazoa; Chordata; Aves; Passeriformes; Hirundinidae. The transcript has 4 exons. The record is from RefSeq and is a predicted model, not a curated record. Gene Ontology annotation, molecular function: peptide-methionine (R)-S-oxide reductase activity.